Molecule: messenger RNA, 859 nt
Organism: Oncorhynchus kisutch (coho salmon)
Lineage: Eukaryota; Metazoa; Chordata; Actinopteri; Salmoniformes; Salmonidae
Product: beta-crystallin A4
Exons: 6
Coding region: 209-799 (196 amino acids)
Biological process (GO): lens development in camera-type eye; visual perception
Molecular function (GO): structural constituent of eye lens
Source: RefSeq, a predicted model, not a curated record
CUGCCCUGGGUGAUACUGUGGUGUCUGCACUUCUGGCCCUCUAUAGAUUACCCCUGCUUUUGUCGGUUGGACAAAGAGAGGCCCCUCCCCGCUGCUGACCCGGAGCUUUCAGCGUGGCCCCUUGCCAGGGGAGGCUUUAAAAGGGUGGGGGCGCGUGAGUCCUCUCACUCUCAUUCCAGGACAGCCAAGGGCAUCAAAGCAAGACAAGAUGACUCACCAUUGUACCAAGUUCUCCGGCCACUGGAAGAUCAUUGUCUUCGACGAGGAGUGCUUCCAGGGCCGUCGGCAUGAGUUCACCUCCGAGUGCUGCAAUGUGAUGGAGUUUGGUUUUGAGACCGUGCGCUCCCUCAGGAUUGAGAGUGGAGCUUGGAUUGGCUAUGAGCAUGCUUCCUACCAGGGCCAGCAGUUUGUGCUGGAGAGAGGAGAGUACCCCCAGUGCGAUGCCUUCAGUGGUAGCAAUGCCUACCACAUAGAGAGGAUGACCUCCUUCAGGCCCAUUGCCUGCGCUAACCACAGGGAGUGCCGUAUGACCAUCUAUGAGCGCGAGAACUUCCUGGGUCGUAAGGGCGAGCUGAGUGACGACUACCCCUCCCUUCAGGCCAUGGGCUGGUGCAACAACGAGGUCGGCUCCCUCAGGAUCCAGUCUGGAGCUUUCGUGUGCUACCAGUACCCCGGAUACCGCGGCUACCAGUACAUCAUGGAGUGUGACCGUCACUGUGGCGAGUACAAGCACUUCAGGGAGUUCGGCUCCCACUCCCAGACCCCUCAGAUCCAGUCCAUCCGCCGCAUUCAGCAGUAAUUUCACCCGUUACCCCAAGCUUAUCCCCAAUGCUGAAUAAACUGUCUUUCUAAAACCUCA